CGCCGCCUUUAGUUUUUGGCAACCCUGGAAGGGGGGCGGUGGCAGCAAACGGAACGAUCAACAAGGAUAAUAAAUAUCACAGCGCGCGCUAACAAUAAAUUUAUAUACAUAAUUUGUUUGGUUUUCUGGAACAACAGUUUUCUUCCUUCGACCAUGUCGGAUGACGAAAAUCUCAGCAUUGAAGAUUCAAAACAAAAACUUCACCAGUUACGGAAGGCUCGCAGGAAACUUGAAAAAGAUUUGGCAGAAACUAUGAAAUCCUUCAAGCCACCCAUCGGCACAGAGAAUGAAAACUCAUCAAAUAAGCUUGCAGACAUAAAAAUAAAAAAGAAAAUGCUGGAGCACUUCGGUGUAAAAACAACAUUUACGGGAGUCAAGAGGAAUGUAGCAGUUCUCACCUUUUACGACAACCAAAAGGGAGUGGUGAAAGGAGAAUGCUCUAUGAAACUGGAGCUGAAAGAUGAAGAGUUUACUAUCCUGCAAUAUACAUUUUCAAAAGAUGUCUGUUCUAUUUUGACUUCAAAGAAACUGCCUAUCACCUUCAAAGACAAUCCCGGAGAAAUUUUGCCUAAAAUUUUGGAAUGUGUAUUUGCGUAUUUCAAUCGCCACCACCAGCUCUCUGACUUCAUGAAAGCUUAUCCUUACGCCCAAUGCAUAUGGAGUUCAAACUGCCAGAAAGUUGAAAUUGUUCUUCCAUUGGAGAAGGAAGACAAUGCUACUUUCGCAGUUAUGCUAAAAUUGAACUACAACGAAGACCAAACAAUUCCACAUGAAUUUGAGUUCAGCUUAAAAUUAAAACUAUUUCAGGUGCCGAUAAUGAUGACCUAGAAGAAGAAAUUUUGAACGGCCUGAAGGUUUUUCUGAAAAUGCCAUUGGUUGAUGCAUUUGGAAAAUUCUACACGUAUCUUUCAUCCCAGUAAAGACUUAUUUUAUUGCUUAAUCACUAAUAUAAACAAUAAAUCACAUUAUCACAUAUUUAUUAAAA
Neocloeon triangulifer is the source of this 985-nucleotide messenger RNA. RefSeq lists its product as uncharacterized. The transcript has 6 exons. NCBI's taxonomy places the organism in Eukaryota, Metazoa, Arthropoda, Insecta, Ephemeroptera, Baetidae. Bases 154 to 828 code for a protein of 224 amino acids. The record is from RefSeq and is a predicted model, not a curated record.